GCUCCGCAGCCAAUCGGGAAACGCGAAGCAGUUUUAAAUGAAGACGGCGGGUGAACAAGUAGUCAGCUUUUGGGUCUGCCAGGUGGUCGUCGUACGUUCUAUGUUGAAGAUGUGGCGGGUGAAAAAAGUGAACCUUAGCCUGUCGCUUUCGCCCCAGCCGGGAAAACCAGCUAUGAGAACUCCUCUCCGAGAACUUAACUUGCACCCCGAUGCCCUCACCAGCUCUGGAAAAGGGCCCCCGAUGGGCUACUCGCUGACCCCAUCACUGUGCAAACUGGAGCUGCAGGAAUGUACCAACAACUCAUCUCUACUGGGUUUUGAAAAUCCUAAGAUGACAGACUCUCCAUCAGAACAGUGCAGCCAUCCGUCAAAGUGGUUAGAAGCUUGUCAACAUGAAUCAGAUGAGCAGCCCCUAAAUCUGAUUCCUCAAACCAACUCUACUCCCAAAACGUCUGAGGAAGCAGUAGACCCACUGGACAACAAUGUGAUUAAAACUAUGAUCCUUGUACCCUCCUCCCCAGGAGGACAGCAGCAAGACAUUACACUUAAAGCCCAUUUAGAUACUAUGGCAGAAAUAAACAGUUUCUCUCUAGAUAAGCCUUUGAGGCCAGGAGAUCUGCUGAGAAAGGGGGAGACACCCUGCAUGGAAGACAGCUUUUCAAGAGUUGUUCCCGCUAUGCCCGAGAAACCUACAUUUCAGAACCCUCCAUCCCAUCUCUUAGAGUAUCCAUCAAAUUCCUGUUCUGAGCAACAACUACACUGUUCCAGGGAAAACUUGAGGGACAGUAGUUCUGAGGCUGUGCCUGAGGACUUAGUUGCUUCUGAAACUAAUGCCAUUUUGCCUUCCUCCAUGCUCUGUCUUUGCCCUCCAACUGCCUUAGCAGCAGAUUUCCUUGUCAGUCAUGUGGACCCAGGGGAGGAAACUGUGGAACACAGAGCUAUAGAGGAAGGAGAAAUGAACUUUCCCACACUCACUGAGGAGGCUGAAUUGGGAGAUCAAGCACGUGUCUUAAAUAUGGAAGAUAUUCCAUCCUCAUGCCUGAUCCCAAAUCCAGGAGAAAUGGAAUCCCAGGCAGCUCCAUGCCCAGCAGUAGAAGAUGCUGGUAGGAUUCUGAACUCUGAUACAGGGCCUUGGAUGUCCCCACUGGCCUGGCUGGAAAAAGGUGUAAAUACCUCAGUCAUGCUAGAAAAUCUCCGCCAGAGCUUAUCCUUUCCCUCUGUGCUUCGGGAUGCUGCAACUGGCACUACCCCUUUCUCUACUUGCUCAGUAGGGACUUGGUUUACCCCUCCAGUGCCACAGGAAAAGAGUACAAACACAUCACAGACAGGCCUAGUAGGCACCAAGGACAAUACUUCUGAGAGGGAGCAUCUCCUAUGGGGCCGUCCUCCAGAUCUGACUGCCUUAUCUCGACACGACCUGGAAGAUAACCUGAUGAACUCUCUUGUCAUUCUGGAGGUUCUCUCCCACCAGCUGCAGAACUGGAAGAGCCAGCUGACUAUUCCUCACCCAGAAGUUCAGGACAGUAGCACACAGACUGACACAACUGACACCUCUCCCAGUGGGAUAAGUAAGAAAUCUCAGCAUCUUCUGGAGAGCCAAGAGGUUGGACAGGCCCUGCUGCAGGCCAGAAAUGUCCUGCAAUCAUGGGCGCUGGUCUCUAAAGAGCUGAUAUCCUUGCUUCACUUAUCUCUGUUGCACCUAGAGGAAGAUAAAACUACUGUGAGUCAGGAGUCUCGGCGUGCAGAAACCUUGAUCUCCUGCUGUUUUGAUGUGUUGAAGAAAUUGAAGGCAAGGCUCCAGAGCCUUAAAGCAGAAAGGGAAGAGGCAAAACACAGAGAGGAAAUGGCCCUCAGAGGCAAGGAUGCGGCAGAGACAGUGCUAGAGGCUUUCUGUGCACAUGCUAGCCAGCGCAUCAGCCAGCUGAAACAGGACCUGGCAUGCAUGGGGGAAUUCAGAGGCCUCUUGAAGGAGACCCAGACGCAACUGGUAGGCCUUCAUACUGAGAAAGAAGAAUUGGCUCAGCAGACAGUGAGUCUUAUUUCAGUCUUGCAACAGGAUUGGAUUUCCAUGCAACUGGAUUAUAUAACAUGGACGACUUUGCUGAGCCGGUCUCGACAACUCACAGAGAAACUCACAGCCAGGAGACAGCAGACCCUGCAGGAACGUGAUACUGCAAUUGAGGAAAAACAGCAGGUUUCCAGGGAGCUGGAACGAGUCUCUACCCAGUUAGAGGACUGCAAAGGCCAAAUAGGACAAUUGGAGUUGGAAAACAGUCGCCUAGCAGCAGAUCUCCAGGCUCAACUGCAGAUUCUUGCCAGCAUGCAGAGUCAGCUAGAAGAGCUACAGAGUCAGCAUGCUCACUGUACCCAGGACCUGGCCACGAAGGAUGAGUUGCUCUGCCAGCUUACCCAGAGCAAUGAAGAGCAGGCUACUCAAUGGCAAAAGGAAGAGAUGGCACUAAAACACAUGCAGGCAAAGCUGCAGCAACAACAUGCUGUCCUGGCCAAGGAGGUGCAGGACCUGAAGGAGACACUGGAGUUUGCAGACCAAGAGAAUCAGGUUGCUCACCUGGAGCUGGGCCAGGUUGAGUGUCAGUUGAAAACUACGCUGGAAGUGCUCCGGGAGCGCAGCUUGCAGUGUGAGGACCUCAGGGACACCGUAGAGAACCUGAAGGCUCAACUGGCUAGCACCAUAGCAGAGAACCAGAAGAAAGACCUGGAGAAGACACGCCAGUAUUCCCAAGAGCUCAGAGGGCUGACUAAGCAACUACAGAGCCUGACCCUCUUUCUACAGACAAAACUAAAGGAGAAGGCUGAACCAGAGACCCUCCUGAAAAGCACAGCCUGUGCUCCUGCCCAGGAACACCCUCUAUCCACAGAUAGCACCUUCUUGGGAAGCAUCUCGACAGCAGUGGCAGACAAAGAGCCAGAAUCACCUCCCAUGUCCUUGCUUGGAAGUGACAAGAGUGCUUUCACCCGAGUAGCAUCAAUGGCUUCCCUUCAGCCUACAGGACUUUCUCUUUCAGAGAUCCCAGAUAUGGAGAAGAGCCUGGCAGAAAUGAGUACUAUCACUCUGGAGCUUCAGAGCCUGUGUUCCUUGUCGCAAGGGUCUAAAGAAGAAGCCGUCAGGAGUAUGCAACAAAAGAUUUGUGAUCUGCAGGCUAGGCUGCAGGCCCAGGAAGAACAGCAUCAGGAAGCCCUGAAGGCAAAGGAAGCAGACAUAGAGAAGCUGAACCAGGCCUUGUGCUUGCGCUACAAGAAUGAAAAGGAGCUCCAGGAAGUGAUACAGCAACAGAAUGAGAAGAUUCUAGAGCAGAUAGACAAGAGUGGCGAGCUCAUAAGUCUUAGAGAGGAGGUGACCCAGCUUACCCGCUCACUUCGGCGUGCGGAGACAGAGACUAAGGUGCUCCAAGAGACCCUGGCAGGUCAGCUGGACCCCAACUCUCAGCCCAUGGUUACUAACUGGAUCCAGGAAAAAGUGUGGCUCUCCCAGGAGGUGGACAAACUGAGGGUGAUGUUCCUGGAAAUGAAAAAUGAGAAGGCAAAACUCACAGUCAAGUUCCAGAGCCAUAGAAAUAUCCUGGAGGAGAAUCUUCGGCGUUCUGACAAGGAGUUAAAGAAACUAGACGACAUCGUUCAGCACAUUUAUGAGACUCUGUUGUCCAUCCCAGAGGUCGUGAGGGGUUGCAAGGAGCUUCAAGGAUUGCUGGAAUUUCUGAGCUAAGAAACUAAAAGCUGGAAUCUGUUUCAUCUCUUUUUAUCUGCAAUACUCCCUUACCCCAAUACCAGGCCCAAUUGGCAUAGAGCCGGCUAGGUUUAACGCUAUUUAAAUAAAGUAUAUUUAAUGUA
Messenger RNA from Pteropus alecto (black flying fox), 3849 nucleotides. It is a transcript of the gene SPAG5, whose product is annotated as sperm associated antigen 5. Lineage: Eukaryota; Metazoa; Chordata; Mammalia; Chiroptera; Pteropodidae. The record is from RefSeq and is a predicted model, not a curated record. The transcript is spliced from 24 exons. Gene Ontology annotation, biological process: regulation of attachment of spindle microtubules to kinetochore; cell division. The coding region runs from base 38 to 3724 and encodes 1228 amino acids.